UUCAGGUUAUUGGAUUAAACGAUCAAGUGACUUCUGGUGUAUUGUCAGCGGCUAUGGAUACCUCCGUGUUUUAUGGAUUAGAUGUUCAAUUACUCGGAUGUGGUAGAACAAAUAAUGUCGAGUAUACGUGGAGAGUACAAACUACUGAAGCGAGGGUUUUACAUCACAGCGAGUGCGGUCAUAGAGCUUCACAGAUCGAAGGAGUGCUUUUGUAUGUGUCAGUAAACUACAUAUGCUCCUCAAGAACACCAUACGCUCAACUUACUAAUGGAGAUAACGGUGGUCCACUUCUAUAUAAUGGCGCUAUUGUAGGUAUAAAUCUGGGCGUAUCACCACCUUAUCACGGCACCUUUCAUCCUAAUAAAGUAAACAUUCAUCUUUAUCUGUACUUGUACAGAAUUUUUAUAAACCAUAUUAUAGAAAAUGAUGGAUAGGAUAAAGAUAGAUAAUGAUAAUUAU
This is a messenger RNA of Ceratosolen solmsi marchali, 459 nucleotides long. RefSeq lists its product as uncharacterized. Gene Ontology annotation, biological process: proteolysis. Gene Ontology annotation, molecular function: serine-type endopeptidase activity. The transcript has 2 exons. NCBI's taxonomy places the organism in Eukaryota, Metazoa, Arthropoda, Insecta, Hymenoptera, Agaonidae. The record is from RefSeq and is a predicted model, not a curated record. The coding region runs from base 54 to 434 and encodes 126 amino acids.